Acanthosepion pharaonis is the source of this 483-nucleotide messenger RNA. Lineage: Eukaryota; Metazoa; Mollusca; Cephalopoda; Sepiida; Sepiidae. The record is from the annotation of a GenBank genome assembly.
AUGAAGACGACGUGUAAAUGUCACGGAGUAUCUGGCAGCUGUACGACAAAGACGUGUUGGCGCCAACUGGCAGAUUUCCGGCGAAUCGGCAACUAUCUAAAACGGCGUUACACGAAGGCAAUCCACGUCAAUUUCCAGGAAGGCAAACUGGGUGAAUGGAACGUCGCCAGCGGCCAGGGUUUGUCCCAAGUCUCAAACACUGACCUAGUUUAUCUGGAAAAGUCACCCGACUACUGCAAACAGAACUUGACCCUCUCCAUCAAAGGGACGCUGAACCGGGAAUGCAAACGACCAAAGAAGUCGGAAAAGGUAUCCAGAAGGGAGAGGAAGAGUUGCCGGCGGCUCUGCACGAGCUGUGGCUACCAGAUCCAUCGGUGGACGGAGGAAAUUGUCAUCAGUUGCCAGUGCAAGUUCUUUUGGUGUUGCGCGGUCAAAUGUCGCAAGUGUUUAGUCAAAACAGAGAAGUACUCCUGCAAGAGAUGA